Molecule: messenger RNA, 1180 nt
Organism: Rana temporaria (common frog)
Lineage: Eukaryota; Metazoa; Chordata; Amphibia; Anura; Ranidae
Product: phospholipid scramblase 1-like
Exons: 5
Coding region: 47-622 (191 amino acids)
Biological process (GO): plasma membrane phospholipid scrambling
Cellular component (GO): plasma membrane
Molecular function (GO): phospholipid scramblase activity
Source: RefSeq, a predicted model, not a curated record
GCCGUUGACUGGUCUUUGUUCUAUUUAACAGGUCAAUGGACUCUUCAUGAAAGAGACAAGGAGCAGUAUAUUCCAGAGUUAUAAUACCUAUGAUUUUUUUGGUACCGAUGGCCAACUUGUGUACCAAGCCGCCGAGCAGCGGGAGUGUUGUGGCCCUCGGAUUGAUUGCAGGGUUACCAACACCCAAGGAUAUAAUGUCCUCAACCUUCUUGUGCCUUCAGAGUGCUGUAGCUGUGACACCACGUUGCAGGUCUCCUGUUCCUCUGGGGAGCUCCUCGGCUACAUAGUCAAAGAGUGGACAAGUUUUACCUUAAGCUUCGACAUCUUGGAUCCAUCGGGACUUGUUUGUCUUAAAGUGAAAGGUCCAGGAUGGGGGGAAGGCUUCAUGUCUGACCUCCAUUAUAAGGUUCUCUCUGCUGACAGAACAACACAAAUCGGGGUCAUCACACGUGUGUGGCGGGGUUUAAGCAAGGAGAUGUUCAGCUAUAAAGACAACUAUUCUAUCAAUUUCCCGAUAGACCUCCAUGUCUCCAUGAAAGCCGUGCUGAUGGCCUGCGCCUUGUUCAUUGACCUUCUGAUUGAAGAGCGCAGGCGCCAACAACAGUCCCAAUCUAACAGUUAACACUGAUUGGAGGAUAUCCCAGCCAAUCCGUGGACUCGUCUCUUAUAAAGGAUCAUAUGUGUUCUGUACAUGUCAUACAUCGAAUGAAUGGGAUGUAUGAAUAUCUUCUGGUUUUAAUUUUCUUAAUAAUAAAAACAUACAAGGGAAAAAGAAGGCAGGGCCAAUUUUAUUAUAUAUGACAUCAUAUGAUAAAGGACCCUCAGAGCUCUGUGUCUUAGCUUAAAAGACAGCACAGUACAACUGCAAACUUCCUACACAGCCAUGUGAUAAGGGCAGAGUCAGUGCUAUGAUAAGGGCGGAGUCACUGCUAUGGUGGAAAUUGUGAAAACAACAGGAGCUUUCUUCAGCACAGCUGAGAAGGAUGGAACAGUACAAGUGAAAAGAAGACUGGUACGCCACCUACUGGCUGAAAAUAAAAAUAUAUUAAUCUACGAUGUGUCAUAUUGAUCUGAUUGAUGAAGGAAAUAUAUGAAUAUGUAGAGUCGAUAUGGAUACAAAUGUAGAUUAUUUUAUUUCUGAUCAUAAUCAAUAAAUCCAUAAAUAAAAUUUGUAAUUGCU